Hirsutella rhossiliensis is the source of this 1173-nucleotide messenger RNA. Its product is annotated as peroxidase domain-containing protein. The transcript is spliced from 3 exons. Gene Ontology annotation, molecular function: peroxidase activity; heme binding. Gene Ontology annotation, biological process: hydrogen peroxide catabolic process; response to reactive oxygen species; cellular response to oxidative stress. Bases 1 to 1173 code for a protein of 390 amino acids. The record is from RefSeq and is a predicted model, not a curated record. Lineage: Eukaryota; Fungi; Ascomycota; Sordariomycetes; Hypocreales; Ophiocordycipitaceae.
AUGAAGGCCACAGCACUCCUCCUUCUUGCUGGCAACCUAGCUCAUGGCUUUUCUGGCAUGAGGGACUUGAAGGCCCGAGCCGCCAGUCUCGAGAGCCGGGGCACCAAUGAGAUGAUUGGCGAUCUCGUCAACCUCCCCGACAACCGCCUCACCAAGACCGGCGCCGACAUCAAGGCCCUCCUGACCGGGGGUCAGAACCCCGAGGAGCUCACCGAUCGCUACGACAAAGUCCCGGACAAGGACUCGCCCAAGUGCAAGGCCGACACGUGCUGUAUCUGGAAGCACAUUGCCGACGACAUGAGAUCCAAGAUGGUGGGCAGCGCCCGCCGUUGCAACGACCUUGCCCGCGGCUGCAUCCGUCUCGGCUUUCACGAUGCCGCCACCUGGUCCAAGAACACGGGCCCCGGCGGCGGAUCGGACGGCUCCAUUGUCCUGGCCCGCGAGUGCUACGACCGCGAGAUCAACAAGGGCCUCGAGCCCACCUGCGACCAGAUGACGGCCUGGCAUAAUCAGUACAAGAAGUACAACGUCGGCAUGGCCGACCUGAUCCAGUUUGCCGCCAACGUGGCCACCGUCGCUUGCCCCCUGGGCCCCCGCGUCCGCACCUUUGUCGGCCGCAAGGACGAUUCAAAGCCGGCGCCCGAUGGCCUCAUGCCUUUGCCUUCUGACAGUGCCGACAAGCUCAUCAGUAUGUUUGGCAGCAAGACCAUCGCUCCCGAUGAGCUCGUGGCCCUCGUCGGUGCCCACACCACAGCUCAGCAGCGGUUCGUGGACCCCAGCCGCGCCGGCGACCCGCUCGACAGCACCCCUGGUGUCUGGGACGUCCGCUUCUACGGCCAAGUCACCAGCAGCUCCACCCCCCGUCGCGUCUUCAAGUUCCAAAGCGACAUCAACCUGUCCCAAGAUCCUCGCACCAACGGCCCGUGGAAGGCUUUCUCUGGACCCACCGGCCAGCGCCCUUGGAACGGGGCUUAUUCCCGCGCCUAUAUCAGGCUCAGCUUGCUGGGCGUCAAUAACAUCAACGAUCUGAAGGAAUGCUCCAAGGCGCUGCCGUCGGCCCUCGAUUUUUUCCAGUCUCCCGACCAGUCGCAGCUCGAUGCUUUCGCCAAUGGUAAAUUCAACGACGCCAAGGGUCAAUUAAUGCAGGGCGACAAUAUCACCGCCCCUCCCUAA